GCGCGCCGGUCCCCUCGCCGCAAGAGCCGGGAAAUCGCGCGUCGUUCGACUCAGUCCGGUUCAGCCGUCGCGCUAUAACGACGCCUGCCAGUGUGCGCCACAAUCGCGAACUCGCGCUCGUUGCAUCGCUUGUUGUACGAACUGCGCGCGUCCAAAAUAGUGAGCUCGUGGCCGGGAAACGAUCAGAUCCCGGUGAGAUACUAGUGUGAGAGCGGCGCCAUGCUGCCGGCGCUGUUGGUGCUCACGUUAGCGGCUCUGGCCCCGGCUGCAGCACGCCGUCAUGCGCCUUACCUGCGCGAAGACGAGCCCGCCCGUCGUACCGCUCGAACCGCCGAAUGCCUAUUCGGUAAACAAGCAAUGGAGUUGGGCUCUCAGUGGUUCGCGGAUCUCGGUCCUCCUUUCGGGAUCAUGUACUGUAUCAAAUGUGAGUGUAUAGCGGUGCAAAAGAAGCGUCGCGUUGUAGCGAAAGUGCAUUGUCGGAACAUAAAGAAUGAAUGCCCGGAACCGACUUGUGAAACGCCCGUGCUACUGCCCGGCCGAUGCUGUAAGACAUGUCCGGGGGAUGUUAACUACCCAGACCUUGUGCAAGAAGAUAUGCCCGGAGACGUGAUCAUUGAAGAAGCAGAUCACAAUAUGAAACAUUUCGCUUCGUUUUUGACCGGUCGAUCUCCGCUUUGCGUGCAGCGCGAUGACAUGACCGGCGUGCCAGUGGCUCCGGGUGUUGCCGCAGCGAGGUUCACGUUCCGCCGCCGUCACCUCUACUGGUCCGUGUUGCUGAGUCCGUCGAUGAAAACGCGGCCGCGGGCCCUCGCCUUCUUAGAUCGUCAAGGUCAAGUGCUACUCGAGCAAUCCUUGAAGAAGAUACCCGGCAUACACGCAACUUACGAAGAGAAAACGGAUAAGCUAUGCGGUGUGUGGCGGCGAGUACCACGCCAGUACAAGACCUUAUUACGGGACGGCGAUCUACACGUUGCUCUUUUAUGGGGAGACGAGACCAGCAACUCCAUAGACAGCGCUCUGAGUGGCAGAAUCGACAGAUACCCAGCGCUGUCAUCAGAAAUGUUCACGUCUUUAUUGGAACCCGAGAAUCCUCCUACCACGUUCAGCCAGGCAACUUGUCGAGGGUCUAAAGAUUUAGAUCACGAGGAAGGAUGGUGGGGUGGUACCGCUGUAAUCACAUCGGUCGCCGGCGCAGCUCCGAGCUUGUACAUGGCAAUCGUUUUCAAUGGAAUUUUUCCGAAAACAGUGAACACGUCAGACCUUGUCAGAGUUGUUCUGACUUUGCCGGACAAAAAUCAGACUAUCAUUGAUCAGGUGCAGAGAGUCGCAAAACCAAAUUACGAUUUCAAUUUGCUCGAAGUAUCUACUCCCAUAUCGGCUGCUGAGUUACGAUCUUUAGCGAGGGGACGCCUAUUGCUCGGCAUUGAAUCUGUUGAAAAUCCCCAAAGGCGUAUUUCGGGAAGUGUGAGACAGAAGGGAACAUGUGAACUUUUCCAUGCACCUUUGGUGGCUGAGAGAACACCGGCUGCGCCAUCUCCUGAAGGAUUGGCUCUGGUCUACAUUGACAAGGAAGGAUCUCUCGUCUAUGAUAUACAGAUGGAAAACGUAGGUGUUGUUGAUCCGAAGAUAACUUUGGUAGAAGAACAGGGGAAGAGACAUUUGCAGGUUGAGAUAUUGGAUACAAGGGUCGGUGUUCUCGCAAGACCAAGCGCCCGGAUCUUCCAACCACUAUACGACGAACAACUCGUAGUCCAUAUUGCAGGGGAUGCCGGUCCUCCGAUUCUACGAGGGCGUCUUACGUCUCGUCUAAUGCCAGAUGCGGCUGGUUCAGGUCCGGCUUUGUUACGACGCACGACUCAGGCUCGUGUUCCCAAUAACAUGGCCGGACUUGCAUGGUUGUCCGUCGAUUCGCUAUGCGGACUGUAUUACGAGGCAGCGGUCACGGGUAGUUCUCGUUCACGGUCGACGUGGUGGCUGGAGACGCACGCGGGAGGCGAGGACAACGCCCGCGAGCUCGGCGGCGACGAAGGCUGGGUGUUAGAGCCCAGCGCUGCAGAACUAGUGGCUAUCCAUAUCGGAGCCGCGUUCCUAGAGUUGCGAGCACAGGAUAAUGUCACGGCGCUACUGCGCACGCGCGCUCCCCAGAUAAGCGUGCCAACAUCGUGCCUACCCGCAGUACCGGGUCCUAUAGACAACGAGUUGAGUCCCAAGUAUCCACCUAGUCCUUCUGCAGAUCAGCUUUCUGACUACGGGCUAUAUCGAUUGAGUGUUGGAUAUUGUAAGCAAGGAGAAAAAUAUUACAAGCUCGGGGAAAUUUGGACUGACACUGAGACAUGUUCGAAAUGCGUGUGCGUGAUGGGCACGCCGAAAUGUGAGCCGGUCCAGUGCCCGCACGUUAACUGCUUAGUACCAACCAUUCUACCGCCGGGACAUUGCUGCCCAAUUUGUACAAAUACUACUUCUGCUGCAUGGUCAGAAAAUGGUAGUUGCGUUUUAGCUGGACAGAGCUAUGCUCCUGGCUCCUCCUGGCACCCGUAUCUAGUUCCAGGAGGUUACGACACUUGCGCGAUAUGCACAUGUAAUUACAUCACGAAGCAGAUUCACUGUCCUCGGGUGCAAUGUCCUCCUCUGAGAUGCAGCGAGAAGGAUGCCUUCAGACCUGACAAGAAAGCCUGUUGCAGGGUUUGUCCAGAGAAUAAAACUAAGAAAUCAGAUGAGGAGACACCGAAGGAUCAGGGAACGCCCAAGACUGCGGAGGAGAUAUUAGCUGAAGGAGGCUGUCGAUUCCCGGACGGGCCGCUACCCAACGGCAAGGAAGUUCAUCCAUCCAUACAUUCUCAUGGAGAGCAGAGAUGCGUCACGUGUCGGUGCAAGGACGGCGAAGUGACUUGCGUCCGUAAGCGUUGCGGGCGUGCGGCGUGCCAGCGGCGGCGACGAGUCGACGCGUGCUGUGCUUGCACGCGACACCGCCGCCAAAGGCACCACCCCCCACCACCGAGCUGAGCCUAAUCCCACGCAAACCCAAACACACACACACACACACAUAUAUAGACUGACAUAUCGUUAUAUACUUGAAGGGAAAAUAGGAUUCGGGACGGACACAAAACCAUAAACUGAUUAGCAUCGAUUCGAAAAACAAAACCUUUAGUUGCUUGUACCUAUAAGUUCUAGUGUUGUUGGUAUUUGUGAACGUCCCUAUUAGAUGUCGUGCGACGAAACCAAGCGACCAGUCGACGCGCGACCGCGAAUCCUUUGUCCGUAUAACAUGUGUAAAAGGUUUAUUGUGUAACUGAGAUUUAAUUUGUGCCGCCUAUCGGUUUUCGAGAAUGUUCCGGAUACGCUGUACGUAUCGACGAGGUCAGCCAUUCGGUUUGGUCCUUUUUCGAGGUUUGAGGGAAGCGGACGGUCAGGAGGGUCGGCCGCGCUACUCGACGGAGGCAGCCAAGUUAAAAAACGACGUUGAAGCUGAAUAAUUACUUACCCACCGGUAUUUUAAUUGGUAUUAUUAAAAAACAAAAUUACGUAGGCGCAUUUUUGCAUUGGAUACUGAUCAGACAAUGUUUAGUCGCGUAGGACUCUUCCGCUCGGCCGGCGUGGAUGCGUUAGCGCGGUCGAUAACAGAUGUGCCAUAUUUUCUUAUAUUGUAAAUAUAAAUUAUAAUAAUAAUUACGUGCAUAUUUAUUUACUAUACGGAGCCCGGGUGCGAGUCGCGUGCGAAUCAUCACAAACAUCUAUAUUAUUUGUAGCCUUCCGCAUUUGCUUUAGUUUUGUAUAUUCAUUAGAAAAACGCAAGUGUAAGUUUAUUAAUCUAUUAUUAUUAUUAUUAAUUGCUAUCUAUUUAUUUAGUUAAUAGUAACAAUCUGUGUCUAACUGGUAGAUAUUUUGAUAUAUUUUAUUGUUACUUAGUGGUAAAUAAAUCAUAUAUGUACGAAUAAUUUUGCUUAAUGAGAACGGAUUGUCGCAAUUUGCGAUCUGCCGUCGUUUAUCUAAAUACAUAUUUACAUAAAUGAAACGGAAAGUGUACAUAUAAUUAAUUACUGAAAUAUGUUUUAACCUUGUAUACCUACAUUACGCUAUAAUUUUUUUACCGAUAUAAUUAAGCUUAGUUUAAUGGAUUCCGCGACAAGUUCUUUUUAAUUACUUUAUAGGUUUUAAUGGUUUAGAAAUGUAAUAAUUAAGGAAGCUAGUCCUAAAGUUUCGUUGUGAUGGAAACGUUUGCCAUUUACCUAACGUAUAAUUAAAUUCAUACGAUAAAUGCUAUAUGGUAAUGAAUGACCUCAUCCAAUAUGCACUGUACCAGAAAAACAAUUAGCAAUAUAGACUUAAAAAGGUGAACCGACCCGGCAUCUUGUAUAUGAUGUCUACGCUAAUAAAAUGCUUUAGCCGUAUCUAUGAGACUGUCUAUGUUGAAACUCCGAUGCCAAUUAGGUCACGACCUUUUGCUUUAUUUAUCCACGAAUAAAAUGAUAAUUUAGAAUACAUUACCAAAAAAUAUAUUGACGUGUUUAAUCCAUGAGAGUUCCGUCGCUGUGGGUUCUAGUCCAUCAAAAUUGUGACGAGUUUGUAUUAUAGUGUUAUUAUUAUUAUUAUUGGCUAUUAUACGUUAUUUAUGUAACGAUUAACGGACAUCUUUUUAGCGAGAUUUUUUAUUAUUUUUUUUUGUAUUAUCUAACACGUGUAGUCAACAAUGGCUUGCGAAUAACACAACUAAUAGCCGGAAAGAGUACUAUGAAAUCGCUUAUUGCACUUUUAUUAUUAUUCAAAGCGUAGAUUCACUUUUGAAUUGUAUACAAAGAACAUGAAAUAAAAAAAUAUUAUAUAAAAAGAUUGUUUUGAAAUUCCUUCAACAUAUCAAGUUUUCAUAAAAUGUAUGUUUAUAAUAGUUUUUGGUUUUAGGCACAUUCAGUCAAUAGUUUGUAAUUUUAUCGAAUGGAUAAAUAAAUUACCUGAGAACAC
Molecule: messenger RNA, 4956 nt
Organism: Bombyx mandarina (wild silkworm)
Lineage: Eukaryota; Metazoa; Arthropoda; Insecta; Lepidoptera; Bombycidae
Gene: sog
Product: chordin short gastrulation
Biological process (GO): negative regulation of BMP signaling pathway; dorsal/ventral pattern formation; multicellular organism development
Molecular function (GO): BMP binding
Source: RefSeq, a predicted model, not a curated record